AGGGUUUGAAAAACAUUCCAGAUUUCAGCUGAGUUUUUGUAGCUGUGCAGACACAGAAGUUGCUGAAAUGUCCGGAGGGACAGCCUCAGCAAGCCUGUGACCUUCUAUGACAAACCAGACCAUGGCAUUUCAGAGGGGAUUUAGCUGGGAUUGUUAAACAUGUGCCAAAAAGAGAACUGCUUCUUGGAUUUUUUCAAUCAAGUAGCACUAUAUUUGGACUGGAAACAGCCUGUGGAUGAGCAGGAAUAACCAUUAGAAGGCAAGUGAAAAGUUUCAAGCAGAUACUACAGUCAAAGAAGAAACAACGCGAAGGUAUCUGGGCAAGUUUCCAUACUGACUGAAGCAACACUUUUUCCCAUGACAUCAGACUCAAAACAACCAAUAUAUUAUAGUCCAUAUGUUGAUUAAGGAAAGCCCAAGCCGUGCAGAGCCAUGCACCAGCCUUCUGAACAGCAGCUGAACAAAAGCUGGAUCGCUUGCAAGCCAUGGGAGUUAAUCAAACAAAUAAAAAGCCCCAGGUUUUCAGGAUAAGGCACCUGGGUCAGACUUCUCAGCACGAUGAGGUUGUGAAUCCUGAGUGUGAAGAAAGAAGGGAACUCAGCCAGACCCAACUGGGAAGAAACAUUCUGAACCUGGUGACAGGGACCUGUGUGCAAGACUGACAGAACACUUGAAGUUUUGCACUUCACACUUGGGCUCCUGCUGCAUAGGAAGUUCUAAUGGUGACAGCAAUGAAAGGAAACAGCCUUUCCGAACUCCUAGUCUCACAUGAAGUACCAACUAUGCUAAAGGCUGCAGAAACACAUGGCCAUGGAAAGCCCCUGCCUCAGAAACCUAACAGUGUGCAACCUCCCAGUGAUGAAAUAGAAAUGGUUAAUGCAUGGUUUGCUGAGAGAGUUCACACCAUCCCAGUCUGCAAGGAGGGAACCAAGUCCCAGAGUGAAGCCUGUGCUUGUCACCAGCCUGCCUGUGCCGAGACCACCAACUCUGGGACGCCAGUGAGGAAAAUCUCCGCUUCUGAAUUUGACAGACCCUUAAGGCCUAUUUUUGUCAAGGACUCUGUAGGAGCAGUGAGCUUCCUCUCUGGCUCUGACAAGAAGGAACAGAUGCCUCUGCCAUCUCCAAGGAUUGAGACCAGUGCAGGGGAUCAGUGCUCGAGACUAUUAGAACUUGUGAAAGAUAUUUCUAGUCACUUAGAUGUCACAGCGCUUUGCCACAAGAUCUUCCUACACAUCCAUGAGCUGAUCGCAGCCGAUCGCUACUCCCUGUUCCUGGUGUGUGAGGACAGCUCCAACGAGAAGUUCCUCGUGAGCAGGCUGUUUGAUGUGGCAGAAGGAUCCACCCUGGAAGAAGCUUCCAACAACUGCAUUCGCCUGGAGUGGAACAAGGGCAUUGUGGGUCAUGUGGCAGCCAUAGGGCAGCCUCUCAACAUCAAGAAUGCCUAUGAGGAUCCAAGAUUCAAUGCAGAAGUUGACCAGAUCACAGGGUACAAAACUCAGAGCAUUCUCUGUAUGCCAAUAAAGAAUCACAGGGAAGAGGUUGUUGGUGUGGCUCAAGCAAUCAACAAGAAAUCUGGAAUUGGUGGCACUUUCACUGAACAAGAUGAAAAGGAUUUUGCAGCAUAUUUGGCAUUUUGUGGAAUUGUUCUUCACAACGCUCAGUUGUACGAGACGUCUCUGCUCGAGAACAGGCGCAAUCAGGUGCUGCUUGACCUUGCCAGCCUGAUUUUUGAAGAGCAGCAGUCUUUGGAGGUGAUCCUGAAGAAGAUAGCAGCCACUAUAAUAUCCUUCAUGCAGGUGCAGAGGUGUACCAUCUUCAUAGUGGAUGAAGAUUGUCCAGAUACAUUUUCUAGUGUCUUUCACAUGGAAUCUGAGGAAUUAGAGGAUUCAGCUGAAAAUCUGAAGAGGGACUAUGACACAAACAAAAUCAAUUACAUGUAUGCUCAGUAUGUCAAGAAUACAAUGGAGCCACUCAACAUCCCAGAUGUCUGCAAAGACAGAAGAUUUCCAUGGACAAAUGACAAUGCAGAAAAUGUAAGUCGGAACAUAAAGAGUUUGCUGUGUACACCAAUAAAAAAUGGGAAAAAGAAUAAAGUGAUAGGGGUUUGCCAGCUUGUGAAUAAGGUGGAAGAAAACUCAGGGAAAAUCAAGGCUUUCAACAGAAAUGAUGAGGAGUUCCUGGAAGCAUUUGUCAUCUUUUGUGGCCUGGGGAUCCAGAACACACAGAUGUACGAGGCUGUAGAAAGAGCCAUGGCCAAACAGAUGGUGACACUAGAGGUUCUCUCAUACCAUGCUUCUGCUGCUGAGGAGGAAACGAGGGAGCUGCAGGUAACAGUGGCUGCUGUAGUGCCAUCUGCACAAACUCUCAACCUGACUGACUUCUACUUCAGUGACUUUGAGCUGUCAGACUUUGAAACAACACUGUGCACAAUUCGAAUGUUCACAGACCUCAAUCUGGUGCAAAAUUUCCAAAUGAAACACGAGGUUCUCUGCAGAUGGAUUUUAAGUGUGAAGAAAAACUAUCGGAAAAACGUUGCUUAUCACAAUUGGAGACAUGCCUUCAAUACAGCACAGUGCAUGUUUGCUGCUCUGAAAUCUGGGAAAAUUCAGAGCAAACUGACUGAUUUAGAAACGCUGGCUUUGCUAAUAGCAACUCUGAGCCAUGAUCUGGAUCACAGGGGUGUGAACAACUCUUACAUACAAAGAAGCGAACAUCCACUGGCUCAGCUAUACUGCCACUCGAUCAUGGAGCAUCAUCAUUUUGAUCAAUGCCUUAUGAUCCUGAAUAGUCCAGGAAAUCAGAUUCUCAGCAGCCUUUCCAUUGAAGAAUAUAAGGCUACACUGAAAAUGAUAAAACAAGCUAUUCUUGCCACAGACUUGGCACUAUACAUCAAGAGGAGAGGAGAAUUUUUUGAACUUCUAAGGAAGAAGCAGUUUAAUUGGGAAGAUCCCUCACAAAAGGAGCUAUUUCUAGCAAUGCUGAUGACUGCUUGUGACUUAUCAGCCAUAACCAAACCAUGGCCAGUUCAGCAACGGAUUGCUGAGCUUGUGGCUACUGAGUUCUUUGAUCAAGGAGAUAAAGAGCGGAAGGAACUCAACAUAGAACCCACGGAUCUAAUGAACAGAGAGAAGAAAAACAAAAUUCCCAGCAUGCAGGUUGGAUUCAUAGAUGCUGUUUGUUUGCAGCUGUAUGAGGCGCUAACACAUGUGUCAGAGGCCUGCUCCCCUUUGCUGGAUGGCUGCAGAAAAAACAGGCAGAAAUGGCAAGCCUUGGCUGAGCAGCAAGAGAACCUGAUCAAUGGAGAAAGCAACCAAGGCAAACGGAACUGACGUGCUGAUUUCACCACCAUAAGCUCAAGUUCACGUAGGAGACACAGUAAUAGGGGAGUAUUGCAUUUUGCUAAACACUGUAUGAAUUUGGCUUAUGUUUUGCCACUGCUGUAUUAUUUUUUCCACAUUUCAAGAUUUAGCAUGACUGUGUAGAUGCCAAGAUUAUCUGAAGACAAUAUGUUUCUCUUAUCAACAUCUGACUGAGAUGGAAGAAGACCUGCGGGGUGGUUUUUGCUAUCCCAGCCCACAAGAAGGUACUGGUGCAGGCACUGACUGUGCCCUAGAGCCUGUUGCUUUACAGAUGUACAUAGUUGUUUAGUGAUCAUGUUGUGGCCAGUAUCAGAAAGACUACUGCAUUUUGCACCUUUUCUCUCCCUCCUCCCAUUUUGCUGUGUUAUAAAAGUAUUGAGCCGUCUUGCCUGUUCUCUUUCCAGAGGUUCAGAGGAAAGACUGGGACUCACUGUGGGGAGCCUAUUCCUAAUAAACUAUUGCUAACCUCUCUCAGAAAGCGGAACUGGGCUCUGAGGUGAAAAACCCUGAAGUCUGUGCACCCAAUAGAGUUUGGGUUUUUUCCACAUUAGAUGGAUGUCUUAGCAAAUGUGUUAUUCCAGCUGAAGAAAUGUCUAAGACCCCUGUGAAUUACUAGGCAAUGGGAGUCUCAUGAGUUCUGCAGUAGAGGUGUCUGAGCUCUCCACGCGCAACGGAAACUGCUUGAGACCAAUGAAAUGUCCCAACAUAACUGACAGGAUCCCAUGGAACAACAGCUCCCAUAGAAAGCUGCCAGAAGCACUCAGAGAAAUGGAAACAAAACAGGAUUGGUUUUGUAUGCUGGUUUUAACCUCAUUUGGAAGUUGAUUUUAACAUUGUCUAACCAACAGACUGGAUCACAGGCAGAAGAGAAUGACUGCAAGAGCAAGAGGUGAAAAGCUGAAUCAGAAUGAUGCAGGAAGGGCACACUCCUGGUGGCCACCAAUGACUGAUUCUUCAGACCAGUGUUACUAGGAAAUGGCUAUGACCACUCUGAAGAAAGUUUUAUGUUACUAUCUUGACAUUAGUUAAAAAUGAUUAAUCAUAGUGUCUUGAAGAAAUAGGAAAAAAAUAAUACCAAAAGCAAAAAUAGCCAAGAGUGUUACAGGGAAAUGUCAUCUGUAUGUGAGGCAUUAAUGUUCUGUAAAGUAAGAAAUCAAUUAACUUGCACUAUAAAAAGAGAAAUUGAUGUAUUAUUUAAGUGAAGAUAAUUAAUAAAAAUGGUUUUUAAUUGGGAAGCAAUUAAAUAAAAUAUACACAUUGGACAAAUCCCAAAAGAGGAAUACAAGGAGAAUACUACUUCUUAGAUGGACAGGAUAAGGAGAUGAAUGCCAUGAAGUCUAAAAUGCAUUAGCAGCACAUGCAACUUUGGCUGCACAGAGACACACAAAAUAUUCCAGUUUUUAAAUCUGUAAUAAUAAUUUUUUAGUUAAAAUCGGCAUUUGGCAAAAGUAGCCCAUUUGGCACUGGACUUUGAAGUGUGGGAAUUUAAUUCUAUCACAAUAAUCCAGGAAAUUCUAGUUGGAAACUGCAAUAAAUUCUUCGUCCCAGGAGAUUGUCAAGCCAACUUGUAAGAGCUGGUCUAAAAGGGAAAACUCCCUUUUUAUCAAUUUCUUCAUUUAGAUAAACUAUGCCAGAAGCUAAGAAAAGAUGAAGCAAAUGUUUCAAAAUGUUUGAUGAUACUGAGUUAGAGUCAAUAUUUUUUUAAAUGUAAAACAAGGUAUUCUGACAGUAGCAUUUCUGCCACCCUAAAUUAUUUGUCACUGAUGAAGUCCUAUCUCAGACUUCUCUAGUGAGCACCAAUAAUAAAUGGUUGCAACUAUGAAUUUGAAAACAUUUUUCUACAGAAGUAUUUCUCCUCAUUCUAUCCCAACAAAUUUAAAAAAAUUAAAAAAAAAAAAGGAGGGAUUGCAACACUCACUAAGAAUUCCAGGACUGCUGUUUUGCAGUACUCCAUAUGUGUAUUUCUGUGCAUACACAGUCUGCAGGUGACAGCAGCCUGACCCUGCCAACACAACCCCCCACAAAAAGGUUUUAGGUACUUUUGGAUAAAUAGAAAACUUUGCUUCAGGAUUUGCAUAGCCCUUGUAUAGUCUUUUCCUUGAGUGCUUGAGAUACUGAAAUAUAAUUAUUAUGCUGAUGAGAUAAAUAUUUAAUAUAAAUAGGAAUAAAAUAUAUGUAUAUAAAGGGGUAUUCUUGCUAUUAUGGUUGAGACUAGUAACUCAUGGUGACAACACAGCAAAUAACUAUGAUGAUAUCACAGUGUAUUGAUGUAACUUUGACAUUAAUAUUCCAGUAUUUCUUGGGUAUAUUGUGUGUUCAGCAAAGCUUUAUUAUAACUAAAUUUAUAAACGCUAUGAAGGAGUGCUGGAUUCAUACCUUUGACUUGAAAAAAAGGGCAUGAUGUUACAUUUUUUUAAAGGUUCACUUAAAAUGAACAGUUAUACAGUAUGUGCAUAUAUUUAAUUAUAUAUCUGUACACAUUUAUCCCAUAGAGUCUUUUCCACCAUAAAUGUUGGAACAUACAUCUAAACAUACAGUUCCUAGUAAAUAAACAUUUAAAUAUCAUAGCACACCUGUAUCUGUAUAUAUUUACACAAAACCAAAGCCUUUAAACUACUGGUUUAAGAACUUUAAAAGCAUAGAGUACUGUAUUUCAUGAGAUUCAGAGCCUUUACAGAGUGGUUUAACUCCGCCUGAAGGCAAAAUCACAGUGUGUCAUGGCUUUGUGAGACUCAAUUGCAGAAAGUGCUCCUUCCUUUUAUAAUGUAGACAGGGGACAAUAUGGGAAAAAAACCCCAAAUCCAACUUGGCUACAGCAAGUUUCCUGCAUCAAGUUCACUGUCUUCAGACUUCAACCUUUUCAAAGCCAGCUGGUGGAUUACAGCUAUGCAGCUGUCAUUAAUUUCAUCAUGAGCUAUAUCUCAUUAUUUCAGUCUGCUCUCAAAUACAUUACAUUGUCUAGCUGUAACAAUCAGUGUGGCUUACACAAGAAACCAGCUGAAAUGGAGUUUAUCACUGUCAGUUCAGCCUUAAAUCCAUUGAAACCAUUGUCACAUUUGAGAUUUAAAUCUCUGGGGACAAGAACUUGUCCCACUAAUCCUUAAUACUUCUCUCAAUGAGGACAACUAAGUUAGUAUCCUACUUGAUCUCAGAUACAAACAUGAUUUCUUUCAAACUCAUUCCACAGCACAGUUUAAUGCUUGAAGUACACAUUUACUUCUGGAUUUGUUCUGAAAAAAAUUACUUGUGUUAACACAAAAUUACUGAUUAAUCCUACCUCUUCUAAUUCCAACAUUGAAGCUCUUGAGCUGUAGGUACUGUUUCUCUUCCAAGAAAUUAGCCACACAUGCAAUAAUAGCUGUAGAAGGCCUAGGUUUUCUAUUACACCAUACAGUUAAAGAAAGUGGGGAGGAAAUAAUGUAAUGCUGACUUUGGAGAUGGUGUGACUUUAUAAUUAGAGGCAGUUUAUAGUUAAGAGCAGAUUACUCAUAUCUUCACUGUGCACAUAUACAAGUGAGCUACUGAUAAAAGGAAACAAUUAACUUCACUGAUGAUUAGCUGAUUUCUCCUCAGAAGAGAGAACCAAAGCCUCUUUACACACAUCACCCCCUGACAAUUGUAUGCAUCUUUUGAAUUCCAACCCAAUAAAUUUUACCUGGUAGAGGUAUGAACUGACAAAUUCAGGGCACUUAAUUAAUUCAUACGUAAGGUUUGUCAAAAUUACCAGGUAACUGAUUUUCCAACCCAUUAUACAGAAAGAUAAUGAAGAAUCAGGCCUAGGCCCUUAAAAUUAGAGGAGUGAUUCAGCUGCUGUCCCUUUGAGUCAAGCAUAAGAACACAGCAAAGACUUUAUAUGGAAAAAUGUUGCAUUGCUUGUAGUAAAUUCACAUGUUUUUAAAGGUUUUUAUAAAGACCUCAUAUUUCAAGCAAAUUUAUAUAGUAGUAUUCAUUCAGAGUCUUAUCUCUGUGAUGCUGCAGGUUUUUUCUUCAUGUUAAAUUACAUGCAGUUUACAUUCCACAAGGUUUUCAGCUUUAUUUCCUAGUUCCCUGCUGUACUUUUUCAGGGGCUUGCACUAAUUUAAAACAUAAGCUUGAACAGCAGAAUAAGUUUGGCCAGAGUAUGGUAAAUAAUGAGGGCUGAGUUUUUUGCUUUGGACUUUGACAGGAAGAAGAAACAUCACAGAAUCUGUCCUGGUAAUUAGUGACACUCACUAAAUGCAGCAAAUUGUGAUAGCAGGAUAUUUCAUCUUGGUCAUUGCGAGGUGAAUGGAAACUGCAUGGGAAAGUUUCUCCUCUACAUAAGGAAGGUUGUUUUCAUAGAGAAGCUAAAAUCUGAGUACCAGUGUUUGUAAAUGUGUAUUUAUGUGACAAUGCUCUGUAAUUGCUGGUUCCCACUGACUCCCACAGCACGAGUUUGGCAUGCCAGGGCCUCACGCAUGCUCAGAUGCCCACCUGAAGUCAAUAUUGUGAUUCCCAUUUACCUCAGGGGAGCUGGGUUGUGCUGUAUAGAAAGUGAAAGAAUGGGUCAAAUCCAUCUUUUCUUACCUGUAAAGAGGGACCAAGCCCUUAUCCUUGGUGACAGCUGCCUCGCCUGCUCUUUGCUGGUUCAGCUAUUCCCACCGAUGCCCAAGGAUGUACCUUACAGAUGUAACUGAAGUUAGAAUUUGAGUCCUCUUUGUAUUCACAUGGCAGACACCUGCAUGUGUCUCUUAAAGAAUGUAGUUUGAAAUGCACUGUAAAUAGUUUUAACAUACAUUCCUAUUAUAGUUUAAUAAAAACCUUAAUCACAGUCACUAGUCACUGAGUUUGUCCAUUUGUAUUCUUCUAUCUUUUAAAAAUACCUGAACAAAUAUAUAGUUUCUGGGCACAGUAUUUUUGUACUAGGUUAAGGGGUUUCUCUGUAUAUUAUGUUUUUGCCUUUAAACAGUAUUAAAGUCUUCUGAAUGUCAUGUGUUCUGUCUUGCUUCUGUCCUAUGACUUCUUAGAAUAAAGCUAGUUACAUUACUUAAGAGAAUCAUUAGCCCUACUUACCAUACAGCUGCUAGAGAACAUAAGGGUCAGCUUAUUUUAUUUGGUCAGAUUGCUGCUUAUUACUUAUUUCUUCAUUCUUCUCUUUGUACAGUUUUCAUGCUUUUUGAAAUAAAAAGGAUGAUGU
Messenger RNA from Onychostruthus taczanowskii (white-rumped snowfinch), 8514 nucleotides. It is a transcript of the gene PDE5A, whose product is annotated as phosphodiesterase 5A. The transcript is spliced from 24 exons. NCBI's taxonomy places the organism in Eukaryota, Metazoa, Chordata, Aves, Passeriformes, Passeridae. Bases 720 to 3329 code for a protein of 869 amino acids. The record is from RefSeq and is a predicted model, not a curated record. Gene Ontology annotation, molecular function: protein binding; 3',5'-cyclic-GMP phosphodiesterase activity. Gene Ontology annotation, biological process: signal transduction.